AUGGUAAACGAUACUUUAGUCUUCUUGAUCAGGAGCUCUCGGAAGGAGCAUGACACGAACUUAUUUAAAAUUCUACAACGCCUAGAAGAAAGAGGUUGGAAAUUAAGAUCAGAAAAGUGCAAGUUCGCCUUAGAAGAAAUAAAAUAUCUUGGGAUAAUCAUAAACGCUAAUAGUAUUGCGGCAGAUCCGGCAGCUAUUAAAGCCAUCGUAGAGAUGCCAAAGCCCACAUCCGUUACUCAAGAACAAGAAGCAGCUCUACAACAGAUAAAACAAAUCAUGCUCAGUCCACUGCUUUUAGAACACUAUGACCCGAGAAAGAUUGUUGCGGCAGACGCUUCAUCUACAGGAAUUGGCGGAGUAUUUUUACAAAGAGACAUCGAUGGUCGUGAGCAAACAAACGGCUUCAUAAAUUCUUGUGGGGACGAAAGUUUAUUCUCCUUAUGGAUCAAACCGUUAUUAGCUCUUCUUCGUACAGAUAACAUCAAAGGCUUAAAACCCACUACAGCAGCUAGACUCAAGCGCUGGGCAAUCAGACUGCUCAGGUAUGGCCCUCUAGAAAUACUUGUCAGUGAUCAUGGAACUCAAUUUACAGCGGACAACUUUGCAAACCUUUGUAAGGAAUUCCAAAUAACGCACUUACUUUCGCCUGUAAACCAUCCACAGUCAAAUGGACAAGCAGAACGCAUGGUAGACAGCGUAAAAAGGGCAAUAGCCAAAGAUCCUGGAGGACAAAUUGGAGGAAACAAGACUUUCUAUAUAGUUACCGAUAUACACCAUGUGAUUCGACUCAGACGGAAAAUCUCCUGCAGAAUUAUUCUUUGGACGCAGGAUAAUCACACCAUUCAGCAAGUUAUUUCCAAGAUCAAAAAAAAAUCAAAAGCGGCUCCAACUCAACCAGAUCUUGCAUUAGAUAAAACACAAAAGGGAGUUUCUUCAUCGGAAGAUCACAUACCACCUGAAGAUCGAUCGUCGGAUUCUGCUCCAGCGCAGGCUCCCCCAGCAGACGAUUUCAAGACGUACUCGUACUAG
Molecule: messenger RNA, 1029 nt
Organism: Pogonomyrmex barbatus (red harvester ant)
Lineage: Eukaryota; Metazoa; Arthropoda; Insecta; Hymenoptera; Formicidae
Source: RefSeq, a predicted model, not a curated record